AUGUCGUCUCUUCCGUCCAGGGCAAUCAUAACAGUCUCUAUCGGUGUAUGUUCUACAGAGGAUUACAGGAUCAUCAACCAGGUCUUCUGGUUCUCUUCUGCAUGUCGAUUCUUCAAGAAGGAAGGACAGUACAAUGUGAUCUGGCAGCUAGAGAAAGGAGGAUACUCGAAUUCUCAUCAGAACUUCAGCCACCAUCCUCAUCUUUUUGCACAAUUCCUACCCAGCUUCGAUCAUGCAUGGCAUUGGAAUGGUCUGCAUAAUGGGAUAAGCUGCCCUCGAGUCCUCAAGAGCUCGGUUUCCACUCCGUCGUAG
Molecule: messenger RNA, 312 nt
Organism: Nezara viridula (southern green stink bug)
Lineage: Eukaryota; Metazoa; Arthropoda; Insecta; Hemiptera; Pentatomidae
Source: the annotation of a GenBank genome assembly